Molecule: messenger RNA, 1837 nt
Organism: Hippocampus comes (tiger tail seahorse)
Lineage: Eukaryota; Metazoa; Chordata; Actinopteri; Syngnathiformes; Syngnathidae
Exons: 9
Coding region: 423-1364 (313 amino acids)
Source: RefSeq, a predicted model, not a curated record
GAGGAGUCACAGCUGUCAUGACUCAACACCCGCAUUGUUUUCUGGACUGUUGACUGUUGGUCCGGCAAAAGGUCAAUAUUGUGCAAUCAGAGAUUUACAAAGCACCUCCCCUCCGCUGAAUCCUACCUGUUCUCUUGGCCAAUCAAUCGCAGUCCAGGAGGGCAAAUGUCAACCAAUCAGGGCCGGAGAGAUGAUUUUGCCGCUCAGCUGGCCUAAUGAACUGGGGCCUGUUUUAAAAUGCAAACGACAUCAAGUGAACUGAAUCAGUGUUCAAAUCCAAAGUCAGGAGGGAAGGAAAAAACACACAAGCGACAUCGAGAACGGGUCAGUGAAGGAAGCAAAGGGAAAGGUUUGAAAACAAAACCUUCCCAAGAGCAAAGUUACGCAGUCCUCAGGCGAAUCAGCCGCCGCAGUUGUUGCAAAUGAGGAUGAAGCCAAAUGAAAGGAAGCGGGCCUUGUUGGCCAUCAGGGAAAACAUUGAGAUGGAAUUGUUCUCGUCUGAAGAAUCCUGUGAGGCGCGAUCAACGCAAGAGCUGCAGGAAGACGCUUGCUUUUACCAGAACUUGGAGCACCCUCUGGUCUGCAUUUGUGAGGAAGAGCCAACAUUGGAUGUCCCAGGCCAUCAAGACCGACCACAGAAGACCAAACCCGACACGGUGACCCCUGUCAGGGAAAAUAUAACCGGUGAAAGCCGUCCGCUUCCGCCCGUCUUCAUGGAGGACAUUGAGAUAGAAAUGGAGGUGCUUCCUCACCACACAAAGUCUGAGGCUCAACGCGUAGGGCUCAUCACCCCGACGUUUCACGCAGCCUCUUCAAACAAAGCAAGUCGAAUGAAAUGGAAGCGGGUGACUCCACAGAUGACCGGGCUGGUGGUCAAAGAUGUGCUGUGCUUACCCAGAGGUCACUACAACACAGAAAGCGCCAGAAACGGAGCGCCACAAGGCAAAGAGCGAGCGGCGCUCUCUGCAAUGGGACUGAGCGCCCGGAUCACCAUCGACCGCCAGUGGUCCGCCAAACAGAUGGAGAGUCGCUUGGCGGUGCUUUUCCGAGGGCGGGUUGCAAAACGGGCCGGACAAAGGUUUUCCUUUUCCUAUUUACAGUGCAUGCAGGGGGUUCUGUUGCUCCCGGUGGCACCUGCGGAAGGCUGGACUGCAGCGCGGGUCCUCAGGAUCGCAGGACCGGGUGCUCUGUAUAUAUUCUGCCACCAUGAACACAUGCAGGCGUCAAGUGAGACACUUGGGGUUGACAGGGGAGAAUUACGUCUGGAGAGAUGCCAAGAUGGAGAUCAUCCACAGGACAGACGCAACCCGCCGCACGCUCCGGUUGACAGCGCUCCUGGAGGCAAGGAGGUUGAAACGUCGUAAUUCACGGAUCAGUUACGGUCCACAUCUUGCCAGGAUUCGUUCUAAAACUAUUUUUGGACAAUAAUCACGUCAUCGAGGGUGUGUUGAUUAUGAUAACGCAGUUUUCUAAUUGAUCUCUUUCAUUGCUGUUUUUAAAACGAAUUUGUAUGGACGGACAACGUCUACAUUUUUUUUUUUUUAAAUAGGCAGCUACUCCUUCGGGUGCCUUUUGUGAGUGUCGGGAAAUAGCUCGGUCAAAACUGCUAACAAAAAAAAAAACCCAAAUCAAGUUUCCAUGUAAUGAGGCCUCUCCCUGACCCUCAAAUAAGACAACCGAAAGAUGUUGACUACAAAUUGAGAAAAAAUAUUUCUAAUUGACUGGACGUAUAAGUUCCAAGUCGUGUAACUGACCAAGGUUUGGUUUUUAGUGUGUGGAAUUGUUCUUAAACGCUUUCUGAGUGGUAUGACAUUAAACAUUUGAGUUGACAAACGAA